GAUAUUGCAUAAAUACUUGAUGCACUAUCGUGAACAAAUAAUCCUGUCUCAUAGAGAUAUUUGUGUUUCGUUUGAGUAUGAAUAAGUAAGGAAUCACUGAUGUUUAACGAAUACAAACCUUGGUUUUUAACUUGGUGGGAGGUAGCAUCAAAAGACGGUGAUGCUUUGGAAAGAGCAGCGUCACGGGGGAAAACUGAAAUAGCCAAACUAAUACUAACUUCCGGUGCUGAUCCUAACAAGGGUUAUGCGUUUGAAAGAGCAGCAUCACGGGGCGAAACUGAAAUAAUCAAGCUACUACUUACUUCCGGCGCUGAUCCUAACAAGGGAUAUGCGUGGGAAAGAGCAGCAUCACGGGGCGAAACUGAAAUAAUCAGACUACUACUUAUUUCCGGCGCUGAUCCUAACAAGGGAUAUGCGUUGGAAAGAGCAGCAUCACGGGGCGAAACUGAAAUAAUCAGACUACUACUUAUUUCCGGCGCUGAUCCUAACAAGGUGAGCGCUGUCAUCGGUGAUUAUUCGUUUUCAUCAUUUUAA
Messenger RNA from Pecten maximus, 534 nucleotides. RefSeq names its product poly [ADP-ribose] polymerase tankyrase-like. The transcript is spliced from 7 exons. Gene Ontology annotation, cellular component: nucleus; cytoplasm. The record is from RefSeq and is a predicted model, not a curated record. NCBI's taxonomy places the organism in Eukaryota, Metazoa, Mollusca, Bivalvia, Pectinida, Pectinidae. The coding region runs from base 100 to 534 and encodes 144 amino acids. Gene Ontology annotation, molecular function: protein binding.